Molecule: messenger RNA, 1432 nt
Organism: Stegodyphus dumicola
Lineage: Eukaryota; Metazoa; Arthropoda; Arachnida; Araneae; Eresidae
Product: 26S proteasome non-ATPase regulatory subunit 11-like
Molecular function (GO): protein binding
Source: RefSeq, a predicted model, not a curated record
AGCAAAUUUGCUGAAAUGAGUGACAUUGAUUUGGCAACAGCAAGAUUGUUGAUGUUGAAAAAAAAAAUGGCGGCGGCAGCAGCAGUGUUGAAAUCGCGGGACGUCUUGUCUCAUCCUGAGAAAUUAAAUGCUACUAUUGUUAAAGAAUUUGUAUUACCUAAAGACGUUAAACCAGAUGAAGAGGUCAUUCGAGUCAAAGAGCAGAAUCUCUUGGAGCUUGCUAAAGCACUUGCAGAAUCUGGUAAAGCUAAAGAAUUGGCCACCCUAAUCAAAUUAACAAGACCAUUUCUGGGCUUGGUCAGUAAAGCAAAAGCCACAAAACUUGUCAGAGCUUUAGUUGAUAUGUUCCUUGACAUGGAAGCCUCUACUGGCUUAGAAGUUGAAAUGUGUCUUGAGUGCAUUGAAUGGGCUAAAGAAGAGAAAAGAAAUUAUUUAAGACAAGCCUUGCAGGCUAGACUUAUUUCACUAUAUUAUGAUGUUGGAAAGUUUACUGAAGCUCUUAGCCUUGGAAGUGAACUCUUAAAGGAGCUGAAGAAAUUAGAUGAUAAAAAUCUUCUUGUAGAAGUUCAGUUAUUGGAAAGCAAAGUGUAUCAUUCUCUGAGUAAUUUUCCUAGAGCAAGAGCUGCACUGACCACAGCUAGGACAACAGCAAAUGGAAUAUAUUGCCCUCCAAAACUUCAGGCUGCUUUAGAUCUACAAUCAGGAAUUUUGCAUGCAGCUGAUGAGAAAGAUUUCAAGACUGCUUUCUCAUAUUUUUAUGAAGCAUUUGAGGGCUAUGAAUCAGUGGAUGAUCCAAAAGCUAUUGUUGCUUUGAAGUAUAUGUUAUUAUCAAAGAUAAUGCUUGGAGACCCAGGUGAUGUUCUAUCAAUUACUAUGGGAAAACUAGCUUUGAAGUAUGCAGGAAUUGAUGUUGAUGCAAUGAAAGCAGUUGCAGCUGCUAGCUCAAAACGAUCUUUAGCAGACUUCCAAGAGUCACUACAGAAAUAUAAAGCACAGUUAGUUGAAGAUCCAAUAAUCCGUGCUCACUUAGAUGCAUUAUAUGAUACAAUGUUGGAAAAGAAUUUAUGUAGGAUCAUUGAACCAUAUUCUAAAGUUCAGCUGCAGCAUGUUGCCAAAGUUAUUGGCUUGCCAUUACCGACUGUAGAAAAGAAGAUGUCACAGAUGAUUUUAGAUAAGAAAUUAAAUGGUAUUCUUGAUCAAGGUCAAGGUAUACUUAUAAUUUUUGAGGCAUCUGAUAGCGAUAAAACAUACGAAGCAGCCCUUGAAACUAUUCAUUGUCUUGAAAAAGUUGUGGAUUCUAUUUAUCGGAAAGCAAAAAAACUAACAUAAUUUUUUUUUUCUGUUCAUAAACAUUGUUUUUUAAUAAAAUAUAUUUAUUAAAGUUUUGUAAAUAACAGCAUUCAUGAAAUAAAGCAUUACAUAUUUCUGAGAA